Messenger RNA from Drosophila ficusphila, 1928 nucleotides. RefSeq names its product protein phyllopod. The record is from RefSeq and is a predicted model, not a curated record. Gene Ontology annotation, cellular component: nucleus. Gene Ontology annotation, molecular function: zinc ion binding. Lineage: Eukaryota; Metazoa; Arthropoda; Insecta; Diptera; Drosophilidae. The coding region runs from base 260 to 1519 and encodes 419 amino acids. The transcript is spliced from 2 exons.
CAUUCGAAAUUCGUGCGUGCAACGCGAAGGACGUGCCGCUCCGUAGCUCGCUGUCCCGCUCACACACGCUCUCGCUCUCUCUAUCGUUCGCACUCUGCCUCUCGUUCACUCGCGUGUGUCUGCCGCUUCGCAUUUGUUGUUUGCAACAUUUUCGCGCCACCCCAAAAAGUAAAUAUACGAGUGUUAAGUCGCCCCCCGAAAAAAUCGGCCAGUUUGCCCGACCUUUGGUGACGUCAGAGGCUGGGAAAAAAUCGCCAGGAUGUCUGCGAAUAAUCAGCAGCAGCAGGCGAAUCCUUCGGCCGCCGUUGUGGCAUCCGCCGCCUCCUCGGAAUACCUGAAGCGCACCUGCCUCAUCUGUGGCUGCCACACGAACCAGACGAUCAAUAUCUACGAGCCCCGAUCCGGACCCAAUAUCGUCCAGCUAAUCCAGGCGAAAUUCAAAUUUCAGCCUCUGAAUGAGGACAAGUUCCUCUGCUUCAGCUGCAACAACUGGCUGAUCAACUGGCACUCGCUGCAGGCGGUGAACAGCAAUGAGGCGGAGGGCCAAAGCCAAAGUCAGAGCCAAAGCCAGAGUCCCUCGCACAUGGGCAACAGUGUCCUCCAGCAGCAGGAGCAGCGGACCAAGCUGCGUCCAGUGGCGAUGGUGCGUCCCCAGGUGCGAGUGCAGCCCAUCUCCCACUCCCAACCCGUACCCCAGUUGCAGCCACAAGCUCCAGUCAAUCCCACACCCGCUCCCAUCACCUACGCGAAGCGGAGGAGCAGCCGACGCAGUGCCUCCGUCAGUCGGAUGAGCAGAAUCCUGCGGCAGAGCUGCCUGGAGAGCCUGCGAAGGAGUCCCAAGAAGAGGAUGUUCCUCUGCAUCAAACCGCUGAAUGCCAAGAGGAGCGGAAGUGCCAUUUGCCGGGUGGAGUGUGUGGCGCCCAGGAGGAAGCCCAUGGAAGCCACCGCAACCACUGGAACCACUGGAACCACCUCAACCACUAACCAAAGAUGCCCGCAGCCCAGUGUGGAUGGCAAGGUGGUGGCCAUGUUCCGGCGUCUGGGAACCACGCUCAGCAGGGAGCAGCCACCCGCAGAAUCAACCACCUCGAAGUCCACCUCCUCCUCCUCCUCCUCCACCGCCUCUUUGAAGCUCCCGCAGAUCAUGAGUCCUCUGAAGGAGAAACCGCGCUGGACGCGGGCACUCGAUGAGGAUGAGAUCCUGCUGGAAUUCGAUAGCGCCAUUUCCGAAGUUCUGCCAACCAAUAAAGUGAGACGUUGCUUGGAGUAUCAGGUUACCCAUGGCGAUGACAAAGAGAACGAGGAAGUGGAAAUGGAAAUGGAGGAGGAGGAGGAAGGGGAGAAGCAGGAGAAGAAGGUUUGGGACCAAGUGGAACUAAAAGUGGUGCAGGAAGCGGAAGCGCCACUGGAACCACAGAGCCACCGCAAAACGGGCGGCAGCCACCGAGAUUCCCACCAAGCUGCAGUCCAACUUGCCGGCCUGCGAUUGCCAAUGGGCCUUAGUAUUAGCCUGGUCUAAAAAGAGCGGAAGUUAAGGGUCCAAACGCAACGCCCACGCCUCAUCACAACAAAAUAGUCAAAUUGCAUGCACAAUACGCAAAUUAUGAGCAUUAGCGAAUGUCUAAUUUAAUAGUACCUCGAUUACAUUUUAAUUGUUAGUCAAAUACCUUAAAUAAUUAGCGGACAAAAUACACAAACACAAACACAAACACACACAAAAACAAAAUACAAAAUACCUAAGAAUGUUAAGUUAACGGAUGUGGAAAGCUAUAUUUAAAAUAUACACAUUAGUCAUAGGCAACUCCCCAAUUAACCCAAAAAAAAACGCGGAAAACAAAAGAAAAAUCCCCUCGAGCCAAUGUAGUUGAAUUUGUUUGUUUGCUCCAAAAGAAAAAAGUAUUACAAAAUAACAUGCGAAAUAAAAAUAG